GCUACGUUGCAUGCUGCCGCUGCCGCUUCGCUCGUCGCGUGGCAUGGCAGGUGGCUUGCUGCUGCGGUGGCUCUCGCUCUGCGUGCUCCCGAUGCAGAGUCGGCGUCGCGGGCGGCGCGCGGCGCGGCUGGUGAUGUGGGGCGGGGAGGCGCAGGCGGCCGUGCCCGGGAGGGCGGCGGGGGAGGUCAUGCUGGAGCACGCCGGCCGCGUGGUGUGCCGCGCGGACGGGUUCCGCAUCGGCCGGCCCGCGCCGGUGCUCGACAUGGAGGACCGGCUGGAGGCCGGGCGCACGUACGUCGUCCUCCCCGUUGACAGGCUCCCGUGCGGCGGCCGGGACGCCGUUGUCACCGCGGCGUCGCUCGCGGCUCUCUCGUACGGCGGCAAGGGUGCCGGCGCCGGCGCGUCGUCGGCCUCGCAGUCACUGGCAGAGGGCGCGAGGAGUCCGUUCGAGUACGUGAAGGAUGAUGAAGGGCGGACGGUUAUCAGGGUCACGGAGGAGUUCAUCGUGAAGGCCGUCACGGGUGGGAAGCCACGUUGUGACGGCGGCGAUGGGGACGACGCGGAGGGGUGUGGGGUGCUUUGCAGCACGCCCGAAUUGAGGAAGCACUACGAGCAGCUUGUGGGCGCGGCCAGGGGGCGGCCUUGGUCGCCGGGGCUGGACACGAUCAAGGAGCGGAAGGGGCGCAGGGUUGUGGACGUCGUGAGCUCGGGGAGGUUAUCGCCGGUCAGGCUGCUGGGGCUCGGCAAGGGACUGAGCUAGGUAGGAUGCUGGCCUUGUAGAUGCAGAUGCAAAUUAAAAUUGCAAUCAAAGUCAACGAACUUCUCCUUGAGAUCCAUGGGACCAUGGCCUCCAGGAGGAAGGCGAUGUAUGGGAAGCGCGGACGGCCGGAACGCGGCGGCGCUCAGGCGGGCCAUAGCGUGCAGCAGAGGCGAGCCAUACCGUCCACCCCUAGAUCCCUUGCGUCCGUCCGUCCGAUUAGGCCAUUCUCUGCCGAGAUAAUUUGUGAAUCGUCUCGCUUUCCCUUCCCCGAGUUCCCUCAUCAUCCCCUCGAGGCCUCGACAACAUGAGACGAGAAGGCGGGGCUCCGGCCGGCGUGGGCAGUGGUACCGGGCUCUGUCGAUGGACGACACGCCACGGGCUGCUGAACCGGGAAGCCAUACACGAAGCCCAGCUCUGUCCAUUGCCUGAUCACUGCGACUGACGUGCUCGUCCUCUCUGGCUCUCCGCUCCGCCGUUCACGACGGCGCCGUCAGCCGAUUUGUUUGUACGUCAUUGGUGUGCCUGCGAAGUCGUCAGCCAUCGUUCUUGCGUCUUCAACAGGUACGAAACUACAGAUGCGUGGCCUUGGCCGAUAUGCAAGCAAACAGGCGUCCGGCACACCACGCAUCGUUGCUCCGCUGGCCACGGCAUGACGCAGCGGAGCCUUCCGUCGUCCACGUACGGCCGCUGCAAUAUUGUGUCAUGGGUGGAGGAAUAUGCAGUGAGCGAGCUGGAACUGUUGGGCUGCUAGGGAUAAAAGAAUUCGAUCACAACACAAGCACCGGUAUACGCGUGAAAGUAGCUCAAGUAGGCCUAUGUUGUUGGAGUUAAUCUUAUUUUUAGUAGUAUCAAGUUGUAUUAGUGCAAGUAUGGCUUGCGUUUGCAUGCAUGUACAUGUUGAGCCGUGUUGCCGUAGAAAUCGUGUACGAGUCGGAGUUUGUUUACCGGCAUGCAUGUAAAGUCAUAGGAGUCCCGUUGUUGCACGAGCAGACUUUGCGGCGUAUGGGGCAAGUCGAGUUGUCGUAAUGGCCGUUAUGCAAAAUUAGUUUUUGACAAUAUAUUCGUAAUUAUACUUA
This is a messenger RNA of Phragmites australis (common reed), 1836 nucleotides long. RefSeq lists its product as uncharacterized. The record is from RefSeq and is a predicted model, not a curated record. NCBI's taxonomy places the organism in Eukaryota, Viridiplantae, Streptophyta, Magnoliopsida, Poales, Poaceae. The coding region runs from base 11 to 760 and encodes 249 amino acids. The transcript has a single exon.